Molecule: messenger RNA, 1743 nt
Organism: Talaromyces marneffei
Lineage: Eukaryota; Fungi; Ascomycota; Eurotiomycetes; Eurotiales; Trichocomaceae
Exons: 5
Coding region: 1-1743 (580 amino acids)
Biological process (GO): regulation of transcription by RNA polymerase II
Source: RefSeq, a predicted model, not a curated record
AUGGCUUCAGUGCGAGAAUUGAAACCAGAGAACCUGUAUGGCGUGGUGGAUAUGGGCAGCAAUGGCAUCCGCUUCUCUAUCUCCAACCUCGAAGCGCCGACAACGCGAAUCAUGCCGACGGUUUUCCAAGACCGCGCGGGCAUUUCACUGUAUGAUGCUCAAUUCACAACGGCUGAUGGCCAACGAGGUCCAAUUGCGGCAGAAGUAAUUGAAGACGUUAUUCUACAAUUAUUACGCUUCAAGACAACAUGUGAAGAUUUUGAGGUUCCGGUGGAGAAUAUCUACGUUUUGGCCACGGAAGCUACCAGAACGGCGCCUAACUCGAAAGAGUUUAUUGGUACAAUCAAGGAGCGUACUGGAUGGGAUGUUCGAAUGCUCUCAAAAGCAGAUGAAGGUCGUAUCGGUGCCUUGGGUGUUGCGAGCAGCUUUGCCGGCGUGCAAGGGUUGGUGAUGGAUCUUGGGGGUGGUAGCACACAACUUACAUGGAUGGUUGCAAAGGAUGGAAAUGUUACUACAAGUCCACGGGGGUCAAUCAGCUUUCCAUAUGGCGCUGCUGCACUUACCAGAAGACUACAAGAAGUCAAAUAUAAAGGGAGCAGGGCUGAAAAGGAAUUGAUUGCAGAAAUGAAGGAGAAUUUUCGAAAUGCAUACAAGGACCUGGAAGUUCCCGAUAGCCUUGAGGAUGCUGCUACGAGACAAGGUGGCUUUGACCUGUACUUGUCCGGUGGAGGUUUCCGGGGAUGGGGCUAUCUUCUCAUGAGUCAGUCUCUGUUGAAUCCUUAUCCCAUUCCAAUCAUCAACGGGUUCGAGACAAAGCCGGCCGAUUUUCAGGAUACAUUCAGUAUCAUGCAAACGGCGUCCACGUCUGAGGAUAAAAAUAUAUUCCGUGUAUCGAAACGGCGGGCAUCGCAAGUUCCGGCUGUAGCCUUGCUCGUCAGUGUCCUCACAGAGUCUCUUCCAGCCAUUAGGUCCGUCAGAUUUUGUCAGGGAGGUGUGCGUGAAGGAUUUCUUUUUGAUAUGCUUGAACCUGAGAUCCGGAAACAAGAUCCUCUCCUUGUUGCUACGAUGCCCUAUGCCACUUCUUCAGCAGACGCGAUUUACGAACUUCUACAGUCCUCGCUACCAGAAACUCCGUCACCUAUACUUUCACGACAUGUCCCGCAAUCCUUUACACCUAGCCUGCUACAUGCCAUCAGCAACCUGCUUUUUGUCCACGCAUCUGUGCCGAGGGAGACUCGACCGGCCGCUGGACUAUAUAGCACUACAACCGGUAUUCUUGCAUCUGCAAACAGCCUCGCACAUCGAGAUAGGGCAAUCAUUGCUUUGGUACUUUCCGAGCGAUGGCCUGGAGAUCUCGCACCGGCCGAAGAACACUUCCAGAGACGUUUGCGUCAAUUCGUCUCGGCGGAGGAGGCGUGGUGGUCUCAGUAUCUGGGUCGCGUUGCUUCAUUGAUUGGAGACGUGUAUCCUGCUGGUCGUGUAGCUGCCAAGUCACGGAUCGGUUUCAGUUCAAAGUGGGAACAGAUAUUCAAGAAGAAACAGGGUACCACGGAUUGCUUGUGUCUGCACGUGAGGUUCCAUGAGGAGACCAAACAGCCCAUUACAAAGGAGGCUCUGCUCAAUACCGCCAAUAUGAUUGAGAAGUGCGGGAAACUGAAGAACUGGGUCAAGGUAGAAGAUCGGAUACGUGGAGAAGAACGACGUGCAGGAGACUAUGGGAUUUUUGUUCAAACAAACGAUUAA